AUGAAGUACUUACGUCUUGCGAGCUUUGCAGUCAUUCUAUCGCUCCCUCUAGCACUUACUGGCGGUGAUGCGAGUGGCGGGUCUGAUUGUUGCAAAUUCACGAUCUCGUCGGCGGGCACGUUUGAGUGCCCAGCUGGGCAGCUUCAGGAUGGGCAAAUCCGACUAAACGGGUCUUAUGAUACAUCCUCCUUCUGUAUUGAUCAGGGAGGUGAAAUCACGGACCAGCAUGGAUUCGGGUGUAUAGUGACAGACCCUCCAACGACGCAGUUCCAAUGCGACCAGGGAAAGGAGCCCACCAAAGGGUUUUCUAUCAGCCCCAACAACACGCUGCUGUACCAAGGCUCGCCGUCCUUCUUUGCCUGUCCAGCCACUGACGCAGAAUAUAACAUCUACGUGUCGCCGAAUUUCGGCCAGCAGAAGUGCUUCCCAAUCACGUUGCAGACCAGUGGCUGCGGCUCCCAAGCGGGCCAGACCUGCUCUACGGCCACCACGACGCUUUGGCAGACACAGUGGACCACACAGAUUGCUAAUCAUACUGUCACACACACGGAGACGACUACCCUGCCCUGUUCUACAGCAGCUAAUGAGACCACGCCUGUCACCUCGCCCGGAGGGUGCACCAAAGGCACUGGGUGCACCCAUCAGCCCAGUACCACGGGAAUCUGGAACACAACGGCUCACGACAUGACUACGCUUGCACCACCUGACACCACUGGACCUCGAAGGUGGUUUAAACCAGAACAAGAUAACAUAGGCUUCAUCAAUUGUUUGGAUUAUUUCAUCUCCAAAAGGCGCGGCUUAUCUCCCCCUUGCCCAGAUGAUUUUGUCACCGCCGUGCCGUGCAUUGGUGUCGCAUCAGCGGGCGUCGAUAACGUCCACCUGAGUCGCCGAGAGACAGAAAACCGGAUAUGA
Diaporthe amygdali is the source of this 912-nucleotide messenger RNA. RefSeq lists its product as uncharacterized. The record is from RefSeq and is a predicted model, not a curated record. The transcript is spliced from 3 exons. The coding region runs from base 1 to 912 and encodes 303 amino acids. Lineage: Eukaryota; Fungi; Ascomycota; Sordariomycetes; Diaporthales; Diaporthaceae.